Messenger RNA from Archocentrus centrarchus (flier cichlid), 1867 nucleotides. It is a transcript of the gene ccdc127a, whose product is annotated as coiled-coil domain containing 127a. The coding region runs from base 91 to 912 and encodes 273 amino acids. Lineage: Eukaryota; Metazoa; Chordata; Actinopteri; Cichliformes; Cichlidae. The record is from RefSeq and is a predicted model, not a curated record. The transcript is spliced from 4 exons.
AGAUGGACGGUUGCAGCGUUAAAAUCGUAUAAUCUGCGUGUACGGGAACAAAUGCAUAACUGACCUAGACUUUUCGUCCAAGCAGCCUCCAUGAACAACUUGAAUGACCCCCCAAGAUGGAACAUCCAACCAGACCCCAGAGGAAGGGGGGCGGGAGCAGGCGAUGGCAACCAGUGGAACUACGCCCUGCUGGUCCCUAUGCUGGGACUGGCUGCAUUUCGUUGGAUCUGGACCAGGGAAUCUCAGAGGGAGAUCCAGAAGGUGAAAGCCCAGUAUGACAAAGAUGUGUCCACAAUAAAGAGCGAGAUGGAGGCCCGUUAUCGGGAGACACUUACCGAGAGGCGCAGGGCAGCGGCUACGCUGGAGUUGGAGCUGGAGAAAGAGAGACAGAGGGUCAAAGGCUACAAGCAGGCCCUGGUCUCACAGAGCCAGCAGCUUAUGGAAGAAAGGAAACAGUUACACCAGGAGCGAGAGGCCUUGGAGGAAGAGAAGGAAAAGCUGGUGAAGUCGGGAGCUGCAGGUGCUCUGCUGCAUCAAGCCCUGGAAAAAGAGCAGAACUGGUACAAGCAAGCCACAGCCACUCUGAAGGAGCUAGAAGGUUUGCUUGUGGAGCGGCAGAACGCCUACUGCUCCAUCAUCCAGCCUCGAGAUCAGCGGCUGGAGAUGGAGAAGAACAUGCUGCUUAAGGUCGUUAAAGAGCCCAUCGGGCCAGACCUGGAUCUAGAGUCUGACCUGAAGGAUAUAUUUAAGAGAGACAAGCAUUGUGCUGACCUGCUAAACAUGGACAAGAGGAAGAAUGGAAGCCUCAUGUGGGUGUACCUCAAGUACUGGCAGCUGCAGAUCACUGUCCAAAAACACAAAAGAGCAGAGGAAGCUGUAUUAGGAGGGAAAAUACAGUCGGACACAAAGUGAGAAAAGGCAACGAUAAGCUGGUGUUUUGGUUUGACUUGAAUGUGGCGAGGAUGUGGUUUCAGAAUGGAAAAUUCUCCUGUUUUUUCCACUCUGUAAUCAUCUUUACUUGAUAGGGAUGUUAUGCAAAAACACAAGAGGUCAUCUAAGAAGGUGAAUUUCAAUAUCUGAAAGCUCGACCUUUUGAUCACAUUUUGAUGAUGCACUAAUAUCGCUUAUAACAAUUAACCUCAGCAGCUUGAAUAAGGAUUUAUUGCAUUUGAUUGAAGAAAGACAAAAAAAUAUUACUAGGGUUAUUCAGGUGAUAUCCAUAUUGGAUACAAAAGCUUUUGGUUUAUUAAAUAUAAGGAAAUGAAGUUUAACCAUUUAGCCCCUUGAAAAAUUUAUCAAUCUAACUUCCAUAUUUUUGAAUGCCAUGAAUUAAUGCUAGUUAAUAUAUCUUGGAUGAGGAUUUUUUUUUAUUCCUUAGAUAGGAAUUCAGGGAUGCCAUAACACUCUUAUCAACUCUAUUAUUACACUUUUUUUUGUUUUGUUUUUUUGGUUGAGUAAUUUAAGUCUGUUGUUGAACUAAUGUGGGAGAUAUUUAUAAAGAUAACUGGGACUGUUUGUUUUGACUAACCUUUCUGUUCAGUGAGUUUCCUCCAUGUGUGAGGUCUCUAUUGAAAGUGAUCUUAUGACAGAGCACAGCUUAUAGAAUAGGGGACCUUUUCUCAUCACUGGUUUGAGGGUAAGUCACUACUAUCAGGGACACAGGACUUGGUGCAUGUAUCUGAAAUAGUGCUGACUAUUACAACACAAUGCAGCAAAAAUUGUAAAGUCAAGAAAAGCAAAUUGCUCACUGUAACACACACACACAAACAAUGAAAGGAGCAUUUUCCUUUGGUUAUCAGGUCUGUCUGUGCUGCCAUGUUUUUGUUUUGACCUUGAUGAAUAAGUGCUGGAUGCAAUGUUAUACUAA